UGUAUAUAAAUGAAGGUGUAAAGUGGUAGAUGGACAAUACAGAGAUAUCUAUAGAGUUGGUUUCUCAUUUCCUUUUCAUUUUUUUCUCCAUGGCUUUCUUCAAUGCAAAAAAUACCAAACCUUUUCUGGCUCCCAUAUUCCUACUUGGUUUCUUCUUCAUAUCUGGCCUGGAAUUAACAGGUGCACAAUCCGUCGGUGUAUGCAAUGGACGACUUGGCAACAAUCUACCUUCUGAUGGAGAAGUAGUAGCUCUAUACAAAAGCAGUGGCAUUGGAAGGAUGCGCAUCUAUGAACCAUAUCCAUCAACUCUCGACGCCCUCAGAGGAUCAAACAUAGAACUCAUCAUCGGCAUCCUUAACAGCAACCUUCAAGGCCUCACCGACGCUGCGGCCGCAACCACCUGGGUCCAGAACAACAUAAGAAACUACUGGCCGGAUGUCAAGUUCAAAUACAUUGCUGUCGGGAACGAAGUGCAUCCUGGUGAUUCUGAAGCCCAGUAUGUUCAACCCGCCAUGCAAAACAUCCUUAAUGCCAUUACAGCUGCCAAUUUGCAAGACCAAAUAAAGGUGACGACAGCUAUAGACACAACUUUGUUGGGCAACUCUUUUCCUCCAUCAGCAGGCUCAUUCAGCGACAGUGCAAGUUCAUACAUAACACCAAUUAUCAACUUUUUGAACAACAAUGGAGCACCCCUUCUAGUAAACGUGUAUCCCUACUUCAGCUAUACUGGAAACCCUUCACAGAUCUCCCUUCCCUAUGCCUUAUUUACUUCACCAGGUGUUGUGGUGCAAGAUGGUAGUCUUGGAUACCAAAAUCUCUUUGAUGCAUUGCUGGAUGCUCACUACUCUGCUCUCGAGAAAGCCGGCGUGCCUAACUUGAAGAUUGUCGUAUCGGAGAGCGGCUGGCCGUCCGAAGGCGGUGAUGCAGCUAGCGUCGAUAACGCAGGGACUUACUACAACAAUUUGAUUAAUCAUGUGAAGGGUGGGACUCCAAAGAAGCAGGGACAAGCAAUAGAAGCUUACUUGUUUGCCAUGUUUGAUGAAAACCAAAAGGGUGGUGCAGCAAUUGAGCAACAUUUUGGUCUCUUCCUACCUAACAAACAACCCAAGUACCAAAUCAGUACUUUUGGUUAAUUAUAGAAGUGAUCAUAGCCAUGCAUGUUAGCUUAAAUAAGAGUGCCUUGAGCCCAUGUAUCCAUGCAUGUUAGCUUAAAUAAGAGUGCCUUGAGCCCAUGUAUCCAUGCACUCUACAAUAUUAAUAACUCUUCUAAUAAACAUGUUUAUGAAUUCAUGUGACAUAAAUGAAGAUUUUCCUUUUCCCCA
Molecule: messenger RNA, 1322 nt
Organism: Alnus glutinosa
Lineage: Eukaryota; Viridiplantae; Streptophyta; Magnoliopsida; Fagales; Betulaceae
Product: glucan endo-1,3-beta-glucosidase-like
Exons: 3
Coding region: 30-1133 (367 amino acids)
Biological process (GO): carbohydrate metabolic process
Cellular component (GO): plasma membrane
Molecular function (GO): hydrolase activity, hydrolyzing O-glycosyl compounds
Source: RefSeq, a predicted model, not a curated record